GCACAUGUGUGGCACUUCAGGGACGGUGAGUCAGGUCCGUGCGUCAAAUAUCUGAAGUUUACACGCAGCUCCACGACGUCAGAUGAGCCUCGGCGGUUUCACAGAUUCUCCUCAAGGCGACAACACAUAGAGACAACAGCGGCAGCGAGUCGCGCACGGCGGAAUAAACUGGUUGUAUGGCACCGCAGUCGUGCGUAAUGAAUCCUGCGCAAGGAUCACCGCGCUCAGCUGUGCCUCCGAGGGACACCGCACCGGAGGAGCGAGCCGCUGGCGGCGUGGGAACCGACGAGCUGGACAUGUCGCCUGUCAGACGAUGUAAAAGCAAAAGUUUAGAGCUGCCCUUCAGUGUGGAGUCCCUCAUGUCAGACAGGCCGCCCGGCCGGGACCACCACUCCCCCGCGCCUGCAGGUUCAGGCUGCGUCCCGGCGGAGGAGACCGAGUGUGCGUCACCGAGGGGACUUCACCGGUCCAAAGCAGAGGCGGUGGAGCCCGGUGACAAGGACACGGGGCCCUGGUUUCAGAGCACUUACGCAUCCCCUCCAAGACUCCCCAGCCCGACCUCCUGCAACCUGCGGAAACACAAGAACAACAGAAAACCCAGGACUCCCUUCACCACCUCGCAGCUGCUGUCUCUGGAGAGGAAGUUCCGUCAGAAACAGUACUUGUCCAUCGCAGAGAGAGCGGAGUUCUCCGGCUCCCUCAGCCUCACAGAGACCCAGGUCAAGAUCUGGUUUCAGAACCGCAGGGCCAAGGCCAAGAGACUCCAGGAGGCCGAGCUGGAGAAGUUCAAGCUGGCCGCGAAGCCGCUGCUGCCGGCCUUCGCGUUCCCUUUCCCCCUGAGCGCCGCACCCAUGGGCGCACCGUCCCUCUACGCGGCCCUGAGCGGACCCAGGCCCGCCCUGCCCGUCCCGGGACUAUUCAGUGGACCGUAUGGGAUGUACUACUUGUCUUAACCCCCACUAACUCUGAGCUGCAUCGUUGGGAGAUCUGCCUUAAAAACAAAGUCCUCCAUACAGCAAAUAACAAACUGCAAAAGAAGUAAAAGAUGACUGAAAA
This is a messenger RNA of Paralichthys olivaceus (Japanese flounder), 1056 nucleotides long. RefSeq names its product muscle segment homeobox 3 (gene msx3). Gene Ontology annotation, cellular component: nucleus. Gene Ontology annotation, molecular function: DNA-binding transcription factor activity, RNA polymerase II-specific; RNA polymerase II transcription regulatory region sequence-specific DNA binding. Lineage: Eukaryota; Metazoa; Chordata; Actinopteri; Pleuronectiformes; Paralichthyidae. Gene Ontology annotation, biological process: embryonic morphogenesis; regulation of transcription by RNA polymerase II. The record is from RefSeq and is a predicted model, not a curated record.